UUAUCUCCUCUUUCUCACCAUCUCUGCAGAUAGCAUUUAUUUAUUUCAGGUACUUAUCAGUCACUAAAAUGUCCGCAGUCUCUGGUCAUCUCCUGUACUGUGUCCGUCUGUCUCUGGUCAUCUCCUGUACUGUGUGUCCGCAGUCUCUGGUCAUCUCCUGUACUGUGUCCGCAGUCUCUGGUCAUCUCCUGUACUAUGUCCGCAGUCUCUGGUCAUCUCCUGUACUAUAUCCGCAGUCUCUGGUCAUCUCCUGUACUAUGUCUGCAGUCUUUGGUCAUCUCCUGUACUAUAUCCGCAGUCUCUGGUCAUCUCCUGUACUAUGUUUGCAGUCUCUGGUCAUCUCCUGUAUUGUGUCCGCAGUCUCUGGUCAUCUCUUGUACUAUGUUUGCAGUCUCUUUCAUCUCCUGUACUAUGUCUGCAGUCUCUGGUCAUCUCCUGUACUAUGUCUGCAGUCUCUGGUCAUCUCCUGUACUAUGUCUGCAGUCUUUGGUCAUCUCCUGUACUGUAUAUGUCUGCAGUCUCUGGUCAUCUCCUGUACUGUGUUUGCAGUCUCUGGUCAUCUCCUGUACUGUGUCUGCAGUCUCUGGUCAUCUCCU
Staurois parvus is the source of this 596-nucleotide messenger RNA. The record is from the annotation of a GenBank genome assembly. Lineage: Eukaryota; Metazoa; Chordata; Amphibia; Anura; Ranidae.